Molecule: messenger RNA, 3560 nt
Organism: Camellia sinensis
Lineage: Eukaryota; Viridiplantae; Streptophyta; Magnoliopsida; Ericales; Theaceae
Product: calmodulin-binding transcription activator 4
Biological process (GO): regulation of transcription by RNA polymerase II
Cellular component (GO): nucleus
Molecular function (GO): transcription coregulator activity; protein binding; double-stranded DNA binding
Source: RefSeq, a predicted model, not a curated record
AUCGUCGCACUUCAGCCACAGCACUGAGAUCGGCGGUUCAGACAUCAGUCUCGACACUGUCCCCUACCAAUUUAAAAUCUUUUAAGUCAAAGGUUCUCUCUCUCUCUCUCUACACAGUAUUUGUGAAUCUGUCUCCCCCCAGUGAAAUCGAUGAUUUACUAUCCUCGUGAUUUGCAAACCUCCUGUGCCGUACGAUCUUUUUCGGCUUCGAAGUUUCAGAACUAAACUUGGAAGCUCAUUUUGUGCUCAAUCGAAGAAAUUGAAACCAAGACAAGUGAAGUUCUUUUGCUACAGUUGGUCCAGUUCUAAUUUUCUCAGAACCCAAACAUGACGCAAUCUGGUUAUAAUAUUAAUGAUCUUGUUCGAGAAGCUCACACCCGGUGGCUGAAGCCUGCGGAAGUGCUCUUUAUUUUACAAAAUUAUAAGGAAGAGCAACUAACCCAUGAGCCCCCCAAAAAACCAGCAAGUGGAUCUGUUUUUCUUUUUAACAAGAGGGUCCUUCGUUUUUUCCGCAAAGAUGGUCAUAGCUGGCGUAAAAAGAAAGAUGGGAGAGCUGUUGGUGAAGCGCAUGAGCGGCUCAAGGUUGGAAAUGUUGAAGCUUUAAAUUGUUAUUAUGCACAUGGGGAGCAGAAUCCAAAUUUUCAGAGGCGUAGCUUUUGGAUAUUGGAUCCGGCGUAUGAGCAUAUUGUUCUUGUUCAUUAUAGAGAGAUUAGUGAGGGAAGGCAUAGUUCUGGAUCCAUUUCACAGUUGUCACCAGAAUCCCCUUCUACAUUCAGUCAGAGUCCCAACUGCUAUACUGCUCAACAUCCUGGUUCUACUAUUGUUAGUGAACUAUAUGAACCACAUCAGAGUCCAGGGUCUGUAGAAGUUAGUUCUGAUGCAGUUGUCAAGAGUAAUGGGAUGGAUCACUUGGACUGGAUUGAAAGAAAGGGAGAGAUGAGUAGUUCAUCUGAGCUUGAAGUUAGUCAAGCAUUGCGAAGGCUUGAGGAACAGUUAAGUUUGAAUGAUGAUAGCUUGGAAGAAAUUGGUCCAUUCUGCAGUGAGAAUGAGAAUUCAAAUGAUUCAGAAUGCGUCAUAAAUGAUCAAUAUAAAUCUUCUGCAUCACUGGAUGAUGUAAACACUCUUGCAUUAGGAAGAGAGUCAGGUGGCAAUGAGAAACAUAAUCAUCAAGCAUUGGCACAAGAAUUUAUGGUUGAACGUAAAGGCUCUUUAUCUUGGAAAGAGAUGCUGGAGUUCAAUGGAAGUUCACCAGGUGCUGAGUCCCAAGAGAAAACUUUACAUUCUUCAGAUGGAAAUGGAAUGCUACUACCCCACUCAAGGAGCAGUAUGCUAGAAGAGCAAGAAAUAUGCCAGUGGAUAAAUUUUGGCAGACAUUAUUCUAAUAAGCAUAAUGAUUUCCCAACCUCUGGUAAUGAUAAGAAUCUGCAACUUUCAGCACCCAGCAAAUAUCCAACAAGCUCUGAGAGCCCCUUGGCAUUACCAGCUUCCAUAUUACUGUCUCAAGAAAUUGAAAAUUUCAGAUUUCCUUCAUAUUCUACUGUAGAAAAUAAUCAUCAUUACUUCACAGAAUUAUUUGAUCAAGGUCAGAUUGGUAUACAUCUUGAGGCUGAUUCAAGUUUAACUAUUGCACAAAAACAGAAGUUUACCAUUCGAGAAAUAUCUCCAGAUUGGGGUUAUGCCGGUGAGGCUACAAAGGUUGUCAUUGUUGGAUCUUUUCUCUGUGAUCCAUCAGAAGGUGCAUGGACUUGCAUGUUCGGUGACAUCGAAGUUCCGGUUCAGAUUAUCCAAGAAGGUGUCAUAUGUUGUCUGGCUCCUCCCCGCCUUCCAGGAAAAGUCACUCUUUGUAUUACUUCUGCCAAUCGGGAGUCCUGCAGUGAAGUCAGAGAGUUUGAGUACCAUGCUAAGCCAAGUAGUUGUGCUCACUGUAGUUCAUCCAUGAAGGAAACAACUAAGAGUCCCGAUGAAUUGCUCUUACUUGUCAGGUUUGUGCGGAUGCUUCUAUCUGAUCCUUCGGUGCAGAAGGGAGACAAUACUGAAUCAGGAAUAUAUCUAUGGGACAAAUUCAAAGCUGAUGAAGAUUCAUGGGACCGUGUUAUUGAGGCUCUUUUAUUUGGCAAUUGGACUUCGUCUAGUACAACAGAUUGGCUUCUGCAAGAACUUUUAAAAGACAAGUUGCAACAGUGGCUUUCUUCCAGAUCUCGAGGAGGAUGUAAUCAGCCGGGUUGUUCCUUGUCCAAGAAAGAGCAAGGGAUAAUACACAUGGUUGCUGGAUUGGGCUUUGAGUGGGCCUUAAACGCAAUUCUCAAUUCUGGAGUCAGCGUAAAUUUCCGAGACAUUAAUGGCUGGACUGCCCUUCAUUGGGCUGCCCAAUUUGGAAGGGAAAAAAUGGUUGCUUCCCUCAUAGCAUCUGGUGCAUCGGCUGGGGCAGUGACGGAUCCCACUUCACAAGAUCCAACGGGUAAAACACCGGCAUUCAUUGCUUCCACCAAUGGACACAAGGGACUUGCAGGUUAUCUUUCCGAGGUGGAACUAACUAGCCAUCUUUCAUCCCUCAAACUGGUAGAAAACGAGCUGUCCAAAGGCUCUGCUGAGGUGGAAGCAGAAAGUGCCGUAAACAGUAUCUCGCAGAGGAGUGUUGCUACAAAUGAGGAUCAUCUCUCUCUUAAAGACACUUUAGCUGCACUCAGGAAUACAGCUCAGGCUGCUGCACGUAUACAAGCUGCGUUCCGUGCACAUUCUUUUAAGAAAAGGCAACAGAGAGACGCUAGUUCUGCUGCUGCAGUUGCUAGUGUAGAUGAGUACAGUAUUCUUUCAAAUGAUAUUCAAGGGAUUUCGGUUGCAUCGAAGUUGGCUUUUCGCAAUGCACGUGAUUACAAUACAGCUGCUUUAUCUAUUCAAAAGAAAUUUCGGGGUUGGAAAGGUCGCAAGGAUUUUCUGGCAUUUCGCCAGAAAGUAGUGACGAUACAGGCUCAUGUUAGAGGUCAUCAGGUUAGGAAGCAAUAUAAGGUAUUCUGUUGGGCUGUUGGUGUUCUAGAAAAGGUUGUACUGAGGUGGCGCCGGAAAAGAGCUGGAUUGCGGGGAUUUCGGCACGAGACAGAGUCCAUUGAUGAAAGUGAAGAUGAAGACAUUCUCAAGGUGUUCCGCAAACAGAAAGUGGAAGGAGCUAUUGAUGAGGCUAUCUCAAGAGUGCGGUCCAUGGUUGACUCUCCAGAUGCACGCCAGCAAUAUUGCCGUAUGCUUGAAAGGUACCGCCAAGCCAAGGCUGAACUUGAUGGCACGGAAAGUGAAGUAACAUCGACUUCUCAGAGUGAUGUUUGCUAUAUGGAUAAUGAAGAUACAUAUCAGUACCCUUAGAUGCAACUUCUAAUCCUCUUUUAGUUUACUAUUCUUAGCAUAAGCUGGUAGAUGGUUUUUCUGGUUCAGUCUGUAUAUUGUGGUUGGAUUUGCGAUUUUAAAUGGUUUUCAUUGAUGAUCACUUUUAAGUCCAUAGAUUGAUAUUGUAAAUGCUCUUUGUAAUCUCUGUAAAUGGUUAUGGACGGAUUUGAUAGGCUGUAACCACA